This is a messenger RNA of Sitodiplosis mosellana (orange wheat blossom midge), 2039 nucleotides long. Its product is annotated as MYND-type zinc finger-containing chromatin reader Zmynd8-like. Gene Ontology annotation, molecular function: protein binding. Lineage: Eukaryota; Metazoa; Arthropoda; Insecta; Diptera; Cecidomyiidae. The record is from RefSeq and is a predicted model, not a curated record. The transcript has 7 exons. Bases 174 to 1538 code for a protein of 454 amino acids.
ACACACUUGCCAAAUUACGAACACAGCCUAAUUUGCUUACACAAAAAACUGAAUAAGCGUUCUUCUCAGUUGUAGACAUCGUAUCGAAUCAAAGUUUAAACUCAAUCCAGGAUUUUGGUGACAAAAAUAUAACAAUUCUGUACCGAAUUGGUCGGUAAUUAUGGAAAUUGAAAAUGUCUGAACGCAAAUGGGACAAUUUUUGCUGGAAAUGCCAUAAGGAUAGCUAUGACGAAGUGUCUUGUUCAAAAUGUGUUUUGUCAUUCCAUAAGAAUUGCAUUGCUGAUCAAAAUCGAUGCAAGUCUGGCUGGCACUGUCCAGAGUGCAAAUUGUUAGCAGAGACGGAAAAAAAUAGAAGUUUGAAUGACAACGACUUGGAUGAAUUGCUUAAACAUUGUGUUGAACGGGUUAGCCAUAAGUCUGGCCGAUUCACCGUCCCCAAUGGUUACACGACCAGCAAACACUUGAUCAAUCCGAUUACAUUUCAUGAGAUUUUGGAAAAAACUAAAAAUGCGGAAUAUUCAAGCGCAAACGAGUUCUUGCUCGAUUUCAAAUGGCUGCAGCAUAACUGCUACAUCCUUAAGAACUAUUGCAAGAAGGAUGACAAAGAUGCGAAGAAAGCGUACGGUGAAACACUUGAAAAAGCAAAAGUCUUAUUCAAACAUUGCGAAGAUGAAGUGAGAGACCUUAGACUUUGCGGCGACUGUUACAUAAGAGGCGAUCAGGAGGAUGCCUUCAUAAGCGUUUGCUCCGAGCCACAUCUAGUUCUAUGGGCCAAAUAUGCGACAUAUCCAUAUUGGCCUGCAAAACUAUUCAAGAUACAUGAAGGUCGCAAGCCACUUGAAGUUUAUUUCUUCAAAGAGUACAACUCUGCGCGCGUCUCGUAUGAAGACUGUUUCCUCUAUUCGAAAGGAGAUCCGAACAUUUAUUUCACCGACAAGGACAAGGCAGGCAUUAGUGCCGCCGCAGAGGAGGCCAACCGAUACAUUCAGAAUAUUGAAGCGAAAUUCGGUACCGUUCGACUACCGGUAAGAUUUACCAAACCAACUGCAGGCGAACUAUUUACGAAACAAUUGGAUGAAAUGAUUCCUGGUUUUCGCAACCCAGAUCAACGCACACUGCACAUUGACCAUGAUACGAUCGAAAUUUCUCAACCGAAUGACAAUGAUGCCAGCAAUUCCGAUAAUGUCAAAAGUGAACAAGCGACAACGACUAUUCAAUCCAACGAACGUGUAGAUGUGAUGAUUGCAUCGCAACAACGUUCUAUUCCGGUGACAAAGACAUUCCUAGAAAAAGUACACCAAUACCGUGAAAACAUUGCCGCACUGAAGGCGGAAUAUCAAUUGCAAAAGGAUACAAUUAUUCAAUUGCAGACCGAAAUUGAAUCGAUGAAAAAGGAGGUGGUUCACGCCAAAACGCAUAAUUGGUGCACCAAAUGUCUACAGCAAAUCCAAACUGACAAUGCAACAUUGUGCGAGAAAUGCAUCCAACUGCAUGUAACACCUGUUGAACAGAACAUCGAAGCGGAUCCUGAAGUGUAAUUUUUCGUUUAGAAAUGUUGAAAAAAAAAGAAUUGCCUUUUCGCCAUUAGUCUUAAGAGGAAGAAAAGAAAAGAGGACAAAAAAAUGUCCAAAGUUGAACUGAAUUCCCAACAAUAACCAAUAACCAUAAAGCACAUAUACAAUUGCAUGUUGUUUUGCAAUCAGUCGAAUAAAUGAGAAAUGUCAAUGUCAUCCAUUUUCAAACGAACAAUAUUCAUCAAAUCAUCAAAGUGUGUAUGUAUUGGAUAUGUCAUAGCACAACUGCACGCUUUACGUUAUCGUUCACGCAUACUACUGCACGAAAGAGAAAUUGUUGUAAACAACACAAUGCAGCAUCUCACUAACAGUAUCAUUGAGUAGCGAUACUUCGAGCGCUCUAAUUGGCAAUUCAGUUCAGUAUCGUGUUGAUUUCGCAUUUUUUUGUCUUCAAAAUCGCAGUGAAAAUACGAUUAAUAUAUAAAAAUACGAUAUUAAUAAAGUUUGUUUAAAACAUAUGAAAAA